Molecule: messenger RNA, 1289 nt
Organism: Sphaeramia orbicularis (orbiculate cardinalfish)
Lineage: Eukaryota; Metazoa; Chordata; Actinopteri; Kurtiformes; Apogonidae
Product: myelin-associated glycoprotein-like
Exons: 6
Coding region: 1-894 (297 amino acids)
Biological process (GO): cell adhesion
Cellular component (GO): plasma membrane
Molecular function (GO): sialic acid binding
Source: RefSeq, a predicted model, not a curated record
AUGGCUGGAGCUCUGAAUAUCCUCCUCACUAUCUGUCUGCUGCAUGGUGUCUUCAGUGCCGUAAACUUAGCUGAUCCUCUUAAACCGACUCUGUCUCCGUCUGAACUGGAGGUGGAGGAGGGGGCCUCAGUGAGUCUGCAGUGCUCUGCUCCAGCUCCCUGUCCAUCUCUUCGUCCGACUGUGACGUGGACCCCCAGUCUGGGAACCAGUCAGGAGACACUGAUGGAAAAUCAGGACAAAACUAAAGUCAUAAAGUCUGUUCUGAAUUUUACUGCCUCUCACCUCCACCACAGACAGAGGUUCUCCUGCACUGCUGUCUACAGGAGACAAGACAACAGGGUGGUGUCAUCUUUUAGCAAAGGACUGACAGCUCAUGUUAAAUUUGCUCCACAGAUCCUGUCCUCGUCCAACUGCACCAAAGCUGCAGCCACAGUCAGCUGUUCCUGUUCCACUGUGGGAAACCCUUCUCCCAGAUUACAGUGGUAUUUGGACGGACUAUCUGUGACUCACUCAGACAAGGUAGACAUCAGCAGUGAGUCUCUGAACGGCACAGGUCUAAGGAGCACCAUCACCAUAAACCUCCCACAGGAGUUGGAUCUGUCCACUCUGCUCUGCCACAGCAGCAACUCUGUGGGUUCUACCAGUCACCAGUUCUAUUUCUACACUUUUGAGCAACAAACCUGUUCAAGGUUUGGUCAAGGUCUUUUUCCAGUCAUUUUGGCUGUUGCUGUUGUAUCUCUCAGUAUGAAUGUCUUCUACACAAUCUACAUGAUUUCGCUUCGCAGGAAAUCAAAACAGAACGUGAUGCCGAGUGAAGGGGACACGACGUACAUGUCAUUAGACAGAAGAGACGUGUCUCCUGAAUAUGGGGUCAUUGGACAACUUCCAACAUGAGUAGAGGAUGUAUGUGUUUGUCAUUCUAAACUGGGCUCCAAAACACAAAUAUUCCACGGUUUCCCACAGCAGAUGGGACAGAUACUUAAUUCAGUGUAAAUACAUAUUAUUUCAUAAGAUUGCUGUUUUUUCAUUCUAUUAGAACUGGUGUUUUUUCAGGUCUAUACUUAUCGUUAUUUUGGUUGUAUUUUUGUUUUCAGUGUUCUGCUCUUUUAGUUUUAUACAUCAUUAUUAUGUCAAAUGCUUGUACCUUCACACACAUAAUAUAUCAUACAAGACAAUAUACAGUAUAUACAGCUCUGGAAAAAAUUCAGAGACCACUGCAAUUUCCUGUGAAAUCAGCAUGUGUGCAUGUAUGACAGCCAUUCCAUUCCUGUGUGUGUUGAAUUCCAACA